Molecule: messenger RNA, 4602 nt
Organism: Austrofundulus limnaeus
Lineage: Eukaryota; Metazoa; Chordata; Actinopteri; Cyprinodontiformes; Rivulidae
Gene: abtb2b
Product: ankyrin repeat and BTB (POZ) domain containing 2b
Exons: 17
Coding region: 658-3819 (1053 amino acids)
Molecular function (GO): protein heterodimerization activity
Source: RefSeq, a predicted model, not a curated record
GUCUGUGUCUGUGUGUUGUCUAAUGUAGGUCACAGGUUGCAAAGGUUUUAUGUCCCAUACAAGGACAGGUAUGUUUAUUUAAACAACUGUCAUACAAAAUGUUUCAGAGUAGUUUGAUUGGUUGUUGAGGUGCCGCUGCGUUGUCACUCAGUCGAAGCCCCGCCCCUUACGCUCCUGUAGGAGUCUCUUCUAYAGGCUGUCGGUGAUGAUGAAGCGCUGAUGAGGGGAGCAGUUAACUCGGACUCUGCCAUCGUUACGAACUUUCUCAGUUUGUCRAGCGACACUUGGACAUUGUCUACACACGGACUUGUGUGUGGCUGGACUGAGACACCGGUGGGGAGGCUUUUGAUAUGUAUUGAAACGCGGCGCUUGUUUUGGGGGAAAGUUGAAACUCCCGCACGGUUCGGAGGAAAGGUGAGACGGAGUCCCCUCAAGUUUUUCUACAUUUUGUUGUCUAAUACCGACUUAGCGAUAGCAGUACUUAAUAUUUUGUGAGCUUGAACUCGAGUCACGAACAUGUCAGGGAAGCGUGGCUCCGUAUAAACCUGUUCGUCCGCCUUUCACGCGAAGUUUCUUCAGCUUCCAGGUGAAGCUCUGAGGAGGUUUCUCCGUUUCUUCCGUGAAGUGUCCCCGGCUGUGGGAGCGUUUGGUUCCGCCAUGGCUGGUCUGAGCAAUGUCCACAUGAAAACACUGGAGGACCUGACUCUGGACUCGGGCUACGGGGCGGGGGACUCCUGCAAAUCCCUCAGCCUGUCUUCCUCCAAGUCCAACUCCCAGGCCUUCAUGACGACCCCUCACCGGGGGAACUGGUGGUACUACUCCGGCUCUAUGAACAGCAGGAACAACAGCUGGGACACAGUCAACACCGUCCUCCCCGAAGACCCGGAGGACAUCUUCUCCAAGUGCCACCGCUUACCUGAGCUGGAGGAGUUCCCCUGGACGGAGGAGGACGUAGCCAAGAUACUUCGCAAAGUGGCCGAGAGUGGGGGCGGCAAGUGCGGGGUCGCGCCUGUGUUCUCCCCGGAAGCUGCGAGGCGUCUGUCCGCGCUCCUCCGCCGGGCUCUCAUCCGCAUCUCCAGGGAGGCUCAGCGGCUCAGCGUCAUGCACUGCCGCUGCACGCGCUUUGACGUCCAGAGCGCCAUGAGGCUGGUGCUCAGCUGGGCGCUGGCCGACCACUGCGUCUCUGCCACGGUCAAGGCCAUCUCCAUGUACUGCAUGAGCUCAGGCGAGCUGCUCAGGAAGGGCAAGUCCGCCCGCUGUGGACUCUCGUUCUCCGUGGGGCGCUUCUUCCGCUGGAUGGUGGACACCCGCAUCUCCGUGCGCAUCCACGAGUACGCGGCGAUCUCCCUGACCGCGUGCAUGGAGGCUCUGGUGGAGGAGAUUGGAGUCCGGGUGCUGAUGGCGGAGAGGGGUCAGUCCGGGCUCGACCCGGGGUCAGGCUGCGUCCCUGUGAGUGCAGAGGCCCUGGAGUGGGUGGUGAACAAUGACGCCGAGCUGUGGGGAGUCCUGCAGCACUACGAGCACCUGAUCUGCGGGAAGAACGCCAAUGGUGUUUUAUCCCUCCCUGCCCAUUUCAGCCCCUACACAGAGAACCAGCAGUCGUCUGUGGACAGCAGGGAGGACGCUUACGCCCAGCUGGAGCUGAGGACACUGGAACAGUCUCUGCUGGCUACCUGUGUGGGCAGCAUCUCAGAGCUCAGUGACUUGGUGUCUCGUGCCAUGCAUCACAUGCAGCGUCUGAGCUCAGCGCGUCCAGGGCUGAGCCCUGCUCGCCACGCCCGUCCCCAGCAGCCUGUCGCCUGGUCGCCUGACGCCCUCCACACCCUUUACUACUUCCUGCGCUGCCCACAAAUGGAGUCCAUGGAGAAUCCCAACUURGAUCCUCCACGCAUGGCUCUUAGCAAAGAGAGGCCUUUCCUGUUGCUCCCACCUCUGAUGGAGUGGAUGAGAGUGGCCAUAGUUCAUGCUGAGCAUCGAAAGAGUCUGCUGGUGGACAGUGACGAUGUGAGACAAACCGCCAGGCUGCUUCUGCCAGGACUUGACUGUGAGCCAAGACAGCUGAGGCCUGAGUGUUGCUUCAGCUCCUUCAAGCGUCUCGACUCGAAAGCUGCCAUAGAUAAAUUCAAUCUCGACCUGGGUUUUCGAAUGCUCAACUGCGGUCGAACAGACCUCAUCGGUCAGGCCAUCGAUCUGCUCGGACCAGACGGGGUUAACAGCAUGGACGACCAGGGUAUGACCCCUAUGAUGUACGCCUGUGCAGCUGGAGAUGAGGCCCUUGUCCAGAUGUUGAUUGAUGCUGGAGCCAACCUUGAUGUGGCGAUUCCACCGUGCUCCACAAAACAUCCCUCAGUUCAUCCUGAYAGUCGACACUGGACAGCUCUUACCUUUGCAGUGUUGCAUGGACACAUCCCCGUUGUGCAGCUCCUGUUGGAUGCAGGGGCCAAUGUGGAGGGGGCAGCCGUCCGCAAUGGACAGGAGAGUACAGCAGACACUCCACUGCAGCUGGCUUCAGCAGCAGGCAACUAUGAGAUGGUGAGUUUGCUCCUGGCUCGUGGCGCUGACCCUUUAUCAAAGACUCACGAUGGAAGUGCCAUUACCUCCUCUCUUUAUGAAGUUAUGAACUGCUUCAGUCAUGCUGCUGCACAUGGACACAGGAACGUGCUGAGAAAGCUCCUGACUCAGCCCCAGCAAAUCAAGGAGGAUGUCCUGUCUCUGGAGGAGAUCCUAGCUGAGGGGGUGGAAGAUGAAGUUCCAGGGUUCUGUCCUUUUCUCCCUCUCCCUUUGUCAACUCCUGCCAACGGCACCGCAGCCCCACAGGAAGUGGGCAUACCAAAGCUUUGCAAGGCCAGAAUGAAGGCUCUGCAAGAAGCCAGCUACUACAGCGCUGAGCAUGGCUACCUGGACGUUACGAUGGAGCUUCGUGCUAUGGGUGUACCAUGGAAACUACACGUGUGGCUGGAGUCGCUUCGUUGUGCCCAGCACCAGUCCAAGACAGGGGUCACCCUGUCCCUCCUCAGAGAGUUUACCACAGUCCGAGAAGAGGACUACUGCGAUGAACUCAUCACCACAGGAUUACCCCUAAUGUUCAAUAUUUUGCGAACCACCAAGAAUGAUGCCAUCAUACAGCAGCUGGCAGCUAUUUUUAGUCAUUGUUUUGGCUCAGCACCUCUUCCAGCCAUUCCUGAGAAGAAAGCUUCUCUUUUAGCACAGUUGGACCGUCACUUUUUAAAUAAUCCAGAAAUGUCAGAUGUGACAUUUAUGGUGGAGGGAAAACCAUUCUACGGACACAAAGUGCUUCUGAUCACUGCCUCUGACAGGUUUAAAUCUCUGCUGACGUCUUCUGGACUGGACGGAAGUCCCAACAAAGAAAUAGAGAUCUGUGAAGUAAAGUACAAUAUUUUCAAGAUGAUGAUGUCAUAUUUGUAUUGUGGAGGAACACAAUCGCUGAAGACCAGCGUGCCGGACUUGUUAGAGCUGCUGUCAGCAGCCAAUAUGUUCCAGUUGGGGGCGCUACAACGACACUGUGAGCUCAAGUGCUCUCAGCACAUAAACUURGAUAACGCAGUCAGCAUCUACAAAACAGCAAAGACACAUGGGUCAGUGGAGCUGUGCUCAUUCUGUGAAGGUUACUUUUUGUAUCAGAUGCCUGCAUUAUUGGAAAGAGAGGCCUUCAGGACCCUGUUAYUGGGACCACCAGGAGCUCGACAGGGGAACAGCUCGACUUCACUGGCUCACAGCCGUGGUGACUCAUUUUUGGAGGAGCUGGAGGCCACCCUGGCUCAGCGUCUGCGCUCUCUAUACGUUUCAUCCAGAGUCUGAAAACAUUUCAAACACUGUAGAAGGAAAACAAGCAAAUAGAAAAAUGUGACAGUUGGAACAGAGACUUUUUUUAUUUUCAAAUCAGAUGUAACCUUUCACACAUCUGAUCCUGACUUUUAUAGAGCAGCUUCUGCAGAACUCCAAGCUGUGGGAGGGGCAAGCACUCUGUUGAGUCAUUGAAAAAUACAUCACCUUUUUAAAGAAGGAAGUUGCACAAUGUGAUGAUUUUCCCCUCCCAAGGCUCAGGCAGCUCCGGAAAAGAAUCACAGGAUGCAAAAAGGAUGAUUCCUAAUAAUGAAACACUGCUGCCAUCUACUGGACAAAACAAAACAUUGCCUCAGAGGAGCAUCAGCACAUUUUUGGGUUUUGACUGGAACUGUGUGAAGAAAAGACUGAAGCAUCUGAGAUGUGAGGUUCUGUUCAAAUAAGACUGUGAGAAAAGAGAGGGACCUCAGUGUUAUGUUGAUAUAACUUUUAAUUAACACAUAUACUUUUUGAUGCUAUUUUUUUCUAAAAUAUGGUCAGAGAAAUGUGUUCAGUGCAGAAUGGGAUGGGCAUUUAAUAUUUAAGGGGACAAAGUGAUGUAUUUAAUGGGAUUUUCCCUUUUUGUGUUUAUUCCUAGCUAAUAUUGUAUAAAAAUGCUUGUAUUGUUUAGGUAAAUUAAAAGUUAAAUAAGCCUAUAUAUCCUUAGGUUUAAUGUAUCCACACAGCCAGAAAAUAAGAUCCUAGCAUYGGAUUAGAACUGUUUUAGUGCUGAAAACUGAAAUAAACUUGAUAAAGUAG